AUGGUUAGAAGGGUGGAACUUUUUCGUUGCCUACAGGGACUUUUAUCGGUUUACAAACCUUCAGGUCAGGAAACAGCACAAUUUAGAACUCGACUGGCAAAAAAGGUAGCCAAUGAAUUUAAUAAGUUACCAUGGGAGCCUGUACGUAUUCGCACAGCCAUUUUGGCCAAAAAUGAUGAUAAGCUACCGACAAUUACUACUGAGGCUGACUUCGUAGACAAUCCGCUGGUAAUUGGUCGAAGAUUUCUCCAUACUGAUGUGGUCCUUAAUUUCAUCGAUCCAUUACCCGAUUAUGCAUCAGGUGUCCAACUAAUAGGCAUAGGAGAAGUUGGUGCCUAUGCAUACAGUGAUGCAAUUCACAAGAACGUUUAUCCAAAAUCUUAUCACCUAACCGGAAUGUUUGGUCACGCUUCUUCGAAUGGUUUGUCCACCGGUUCCACAAUCUAUCGGUCACCAUGGAGGCAUAUAACACGUCCAAAAAUAGACCGAAUUAUCGCGUCAAUCCAAUUUAAAGCACGUUCAGCCUCUCUCCUCCAGGCUGGUUUAAUUCCAAAUUCCCAAAAGGCAUUUGAAGCCCUCAGCAACCCAGAUCGAUUGACCAAGCCCCUCAAACCAAUGUUAGAACCUCUGGAAUCGCUUCCACCCGACCACGUGACUGCAUAUUGGGACAGACGACCGGAACCCACUCAACCCCACUCCCUUCGAGCCAGACCCGACCUCAGCUCAGUUCGACAACUGCCUCCCGCUUUACUUUGUAUACGGUGCAUCAAGUUCGAACCACCGUUUUUCAUCUUAGAGAUUCAAGUUGCCCACGAGACAAGCGAGUUUCUAACCGAUCUUGUGGUGAAUAUAGGAGGAGCAUUAAAGUCAAGCGCUGUUCUCUGCCAAGCUCGACGUAUUCGACAUGGACCGUUCGGUGUAGAGAACAGUCUCCUAUUAAAACAGUGCUCUGUUUCACAGUCUCUUUACGAUAGACUCAACCAACUUAAGUCGGAGCCUCCACCAGAAAGGGAUUUUGAAAGUGAUGAUGAGUACAGGGAAUUUCUACUCUCUCAACUUGUUGAGAAUGCAGAUGGGCAAAUGGAUCUCUUUGGAAAUUUGGUCAAAUGCACUCUGGAUAAGAGGAUUAAAGAGUUGGUCAAGGCGCCGAGGGAGGAAGAACACCGCAAAUAA
Messenger RNA from Rodentolepis nana, 1173 nucleotides. NCBI's taxonomy places the organism in Eukaryota, Metazoa, Platyhelminthes, Cestoda, Cyclophyllidea, Hymenolepididae. The record is from the annotation of a GenBank genome assembly.